Messenger RNA from Tribolium madens (black flour beetle), 2969 nucleotides. RefSeq lists its product as uncharacterized. Lineage: Eukaryota; Metazoa; Arthropoda; Insecta; Coleoptera; Tenebrionidae. The transcript is spliced from 8 exons. The record is from RefSeq and is a predicted model, not a curated record. Bases 113 to 2950 code for a protein of 945 amino acids.
AUUUCCGCUUCGUACAAUAAUAACAUAGGAAGUGAAGUGGGGGUAAUAAUGACACGAUUAUAGUCCGGAAACACGAAARGUCCGAUUGAAUCGCCUGUGGCAGUGUUGAACGAUGUUCAAAAGACGAAAUCGCAGAGAAAGGUGUGCCAAAGUGCGAAAAUUGGAAGAAGCAAUCCUGCCAACUGCCAAACUGCGAUUCUGUCCCGAGCAACUCCAAAAUUUGAACUACAUUUUCCAGAAACGGCUGCAGGAGAAAAUCGCGCAAAGUGCGGAAAAGUCGCUUUUACUGGCAAGGUCAGUGACGGAAAGGUUGGUCCAAAGGCUGGUGUGCAGUGCGGGGAUUUUGGACCCCAGAUUCGCCUCCAAAUUCCUGAUAGCCAAUCAUGACAGACUCGCAGGAAAUUUACCGUCAACUGACUUGGAGUAUAUCCUCAGGAUUGACUCGCUUUCAACCCCAACUCUCUACGAAAGCGACCCCAAACCGCGAUACUCGAUUAUUGAAGCCGAUCCUGAGUAUCCUCCCGGUUAUGCUCGGCUGCGCCUCCACACCACCACCAUGAAACUGUGGGGGGAUUGUGCCAAUUCGGCAGGAUUUCUACGCCGUGACAAAGUCCAGGCGAAAUUAGUGGAACUUUUGGCUCAAGCCUCAGCUAGUGACACCCCAAACUCGCCCUUAAACAUCGACGAGUCCAUUCUUUGUGGAACUCCGGGAAAAAUCGUCGAUGCAAACACACUGUACCACAUUUUGAAAAUACCAAGUAACAGACACGUGUUUUACGGCCCUUCCGGAAACGUCCCUCGAUUUCCGGACCCGAGAGACUUCCGGUUAGCCAUUGUGGACGAACCCGGAGGCGCCCGGAUUAAAGUCGAGUUUUUAUCACCGGCUUUGGCCAAUAUCACCAUAGAUGUGCGGAUUUUGAUUGGGAUUGGCGUCGAUUCGUGGCCUUCUACGACUAAUUUCCCCUCAAGGGUUACGUUGGGGCACACUGACUGUCUUCUGUACCACCAGGCGGCCCAAACUGGAAUGUACUUGAUAGGGUUUGGGGUGCAGUCCUCGGCAUGGCAAAUCCGCCUCCCGGCCGCCCAGGACACAAUUUUGAAUCAUUACGGCCCUAAUAGCACCGUCCGAACAAUCCUCGACGUACUUUUCGACGCUUUGGACGAAAUUGCCAAAAUUCGUCAAAUGAAAAAACAAUCAUCUUACAAAAUUCUAAAUCGCUACAUUUUUCUAACAAUGCUGUUUAGGAGACUUGAGGAGGCCUCAACGACACCCUCUGAUGACCUUUUAGAGUGGUCGCCGAUGUAUCUCUCGACACACGUCCUCAAAAUUUUGGACAAAACAAUCGAGAUUUUGCGCGAGCAAAACUACGCCAAUUAUUUUUUCAAAAAGUCAAAUUUGUUGGUCAAUCCGGGGCAUUUGUGCGAAGAUGACUACAUAAUAGAGGCAAAUAACGUAAAAUCUUACAUUAUUCGACUGUUUGAUGAAGCGUUAAUGUCAACAAGAAACGACCAAGAGUUUAAUAAAGUCAUUACGGCACAAGAGAGCGAAACUUUAUUACUCUACAAGUGGAAGGAUUUUAUUGACAGUCUUUUGCCACCGAGUGGGACUAGAGCCCGGCGUUUUUGCUUCGCAGGGUCCAACAGUAGGGAAGUUGCCCACACUGAAUAUACAGGGCGUCAACUGGAAUAUAUAGGGUUGCUCUUGCAAAAUUUACUAAAUGUCAAACAAGCAAUUUUGGCGAGUGAGACCUACAUGGUUGAGGAUCCAGUGAUCAAAAUUGAGGCAAAUGUUGAGGAAAGUCAUCUAGAGGAUGUCAUUUAUCUCUUGGUGACAAUCAUGGACCAAGCUAGAGAUAAAUACUUGUCGAGUCAAACAAACCCAACAACUGUGAAAAACCGACCAAAAAUCAAAGUCCAAUUCAAUUCCUACACCUCAAAACUCAUCGACUCGAUUCGGAAAGACAAGGAAACGUCACAUUUGACUUUUGAGGAUGAUUUGAGUUUAGUCAAAGUGACACUUAAGUGGCUUUACAGAGCCAUGGAUCAGAAUAAGCGUUGUCUGGCACCGAUUUUGAGGCCCUAUUUGCAUACACUUUUCGCUACCUCACACUCAAUUUCCUGGCAUCUGGAUUUCAUCAAACAGAGAAUGAACCGGGACGAGGUCACCGCUUUGGGCUAUUUUGCGAAAUUGGUGAAUUCGACGAAAAUCACCCCAGCUGAAGGGUUGAUAGACGCGGUGAACAAAAACUGGUUAUGGGCCAAGUCAAUGCUAAAAAUGGUCGAAAAAAAUACCUUGAGGGUGGUUUUUGUCACCGGGAGAGGGAAAGUCUAUCGACACAUCUUAUCGUUGCCUUCUUAUCAGAGAAACAAGUCCAUGGAGGAAACUGAUAAGAAAAAACAACACACAUUGCCGGCAAAUCGCAAUUAUUUUAGCACGAUUUUGAACCAAAAAUUCCGUGAUGAUUUUCCUGAAGCCACCCCUCAACACGAUAUUUUAAAAUUUUCAAGUCCUUUGACUCUAGUUUUGAACGAGUGUAAUCGAAAGGGCCAACACCGUGGCUAUGGUGACAUUUUAAAGUCCCUCCAGUCGAUGCAGAAAUUGAAUAUGUUUCAGCAAGCCGCCUCAAAUUUGCCUCAAGAGGACCGUUGCGAGAUCAUGGAGGUGAUUCAGACGAUGCAAUCGAUUAAAAAAACGUCGAAAAAAUGGUCAAAUACCCUGCCACAGUCACAUAGGAUUGCCCCCAAAUCGGAGAAGUAUACCCCGAAAGAGGAGAGUGCGGGAGUACCACGCGAUGGGAGUCACAAGAAGCGAGGAGAAGUGGGGCAAAGUGGGGGUUUGAUUGGGAGUUGUCGGGCGGCGAGGAUUAGGGAGGAUAGUAGUGUUUUGCUGUUUCAGGAUUCGUUUAAGAUUAAGUCCUUGUUGAAUAAGAGCGAGUCGUUCAAAUUUUAAUAAAGUUUAAUCAACAAUU